Molecule: messenger RNA, 378 nt
Organism: Protopolystoma xenopodis
Lineage: Eukaryota; Metazoa; Platyhelminthes; Monogenea; Polystomatidea; Polystomatidae
Source: the annotation of a GenBank genome assembly
AUGGACCCUGUUGCCGGGUUAACAGAUACCCGAACCUCUGCACCAUCGGUCGAUAUCGCCCAGCUCGUCCGGACCGUCGACCCCACGAGUCAGGCGGCCCCAUCGCCUCACAGCCUCCUGCUGCCCGGCCUCAAUGUUCGGCUCUCCGAACAGCUAGUCCAGCUCGGCCGAGUUCCGGUGGCUGCCAGGUCUCGUCGCCUCGUCCAUAUCACCAAUCUGGCCUCAUCUACUUCACCCACUAUCUACCAAUUGGCCUGGAGACACCGCAACGUUGAGGACGUACAGGUUUGUUACCACCCACUCAUUGCCAUCAGCAAGAAGUACAACCAUUCCCGCUUCCCAGGUCUGCUACAAUCCUCCUUCCAGAACCAGAAAUAA